AAAAUGGUCAGAGAAUAUCGCCAUCUCUAUUGCACAGUUUCAGUGCUUCUAGCAGGAAAUGUACAGUGUGUGACAAUUCAGCCCGGUAGCAGCUUUCCAACAGAAAUGGAGACCCUGGAUCUGCUGAGGAACUGUUUGGUGUGCAAAUGGGACCUGAGUAGGAGAGACCCCAGAAUGCUGCCUUGCCUUCAUUCCUUCUGUAAGGACUGUCUUCCGGAUUUGAUUCAAGGAUACAGCUACAUUCCCACUCAGUAUGAAGUUCUGUAUGAAGGUAUCCUUUCCUGUCCUGUGUGCAAACAGACCUGCUUUGCGAGGGAUGUAGUUGAGAAUUUCUUCCUCAAGGACUUUCCAACUGGUGAUUCAGCUAUGGCAAAGAGCUGCUCCAUGUGUAAAGAGAAGAGACCUGCUCACAGUCUCUGUACCAGAUGCAAUAAGUGGCUGUGCAGCUCAUGCACAGAGGAGCACAGACAUGGCAAGGAAACUGGAGACCGCUUCCUGCCUGUAUCCCUGAAAGGCUGCACAGCAGCUGAAGAUGAAGAAAGUGAGAUUCCCUUAUUUUGUCCAGUGCACACUCAAGAGCCACUCAAGCUGUUCUGUGAGACCUGUGACACCCUUACCUGCCGCAGCUGCCUUCUGGCAGAGCACAAGGAACACAGGUUCAGACAUCUUGACGAAGCUCUGCAAAACCAGAGAGUUAUUCUGGAAAAUGUCGUAACUAAAGUGGAAGAGAAAAAAAAUGGGAUUCAGGUUUCAGCUAAACAGAUUGAAGACAGGUUGCUUGAAGUAAAACACUUGUACAAAAAAGUAGAAAACCAAAUAAAAAUGGCCAAGAUGGUUCUGAUGAAUGAAAUUGAUAAACGAACAAAUAUCCUUCUUGAGCAACUUGAAAAAAUCACCAGUGAAAGGAAGCAGAAACUGGAGCAACAACUGCAAGGUGUUGUGGUUUUAGGCAGACAGGUAGAACAUGUUCAGAACUUCAUCAGCUGGGCAGUGUGCAGUAAAAGCAGCAUCCCAUUUCUCUUCAGUAAAGAACUGAUUGUAUUUCAGAUCCAGCGCUUGUUAGAGACAAACUGUAACACAGACGUAGGCCCUCCUCUGAAGAUCAGAUUUGCCUGGGAUCCUUCCUACUGGACUAAACAACUAUCCAAUAUGGGAGGUUUCACAAUGGAAGGUGGACACAUUUCUCACUCAGAUAUGUUACUCUGUGGAAAUGUUCAAGGGUUCCAAACCUCUCUGUAUCAUGGGCACCAUUCAUCAGCACCACAGCUGGAGCCUGUGAAUAACCAGGCACAUCCGUUUCCACCUGCAGUUCAGUGUUCUGCACCCGUGUGUUGCUCACACUGCCUCAGCAUUCCACACCCAAACAAGGCUCAACCUCCUUACCAAGACGUAAACCACCACAAAAAUUUUCGGCAAGCUCCCGAAAUGCACCAGCAGCACUUUCCUCUGCAGUACAACCUGCAGCAGCAGCAACACGACAAAGAGCAAAGGGGUGCCCCCCAGCCUGUGAAGCUGACACCGCCUGGGCUGGAACAGCAGUCACAGUCAGAGCUGGAGAAUGCAUCUGGGAGGAUGGGGAAGCACUUACCACCCCAGCAGCUGCAGCAAACUGCACCCCUGGGUUAUGCUGUUGCAUCACACGAAGCCCAGCAAGUUCACCCGAGCCAUCCGCAGCCGUUCCGCACUCAGGCUCCUCUGCAGACAGCGGCUGGGCAAGUGCAACUCGGUCACCUCCAGAAGAUAAAAUCCAACCCCUUGCUGCAGCCACCCCCACAGCAGCAGCAGCUGCCUCUACCAUCACCGUCACCACCAUCAGGUCAGAGUGAGAGCACUCACAAGCAAGUCAUCCAACAGAGCCUGGACAUCAUGCACCACCAGUUUGAACUGGAAGAGAUGAAAAAGGAUCUGGAACUUCUUCUGCAGGCCCAGGGACAGUCCAGCUUGCAGCUGAAUCAAGCCAAACCACCUCAGCACGUUCAACAGACCAUAGUUGGUCAAAUCAACUACAUAGUAAGGCAGCCAGCCCCAGCACAGCAACAGAGCCAGGAUGAAGCACAUGUCUCUGAGAGCUUUACAGAACCUGAUGCCCAGAAGCCUGUCAUUCCUCUUGACAAAAGGGAUAGUCCCUCCCUGUCACAGCCACUAGAUGAAGAAGCCAGUGUCAGCAGUCACUCCCCUGCAAGCACACUCCAGCAAUCAGCUUUCCAUCCAGUCAGAAAGCAUUCAACAUCCUUAAGCACUGUGGGCUUUUCAAACGGUUUGGAAAUGGAACUACCUCCAACAAGGUUUUCUAGCUCUGCUGAUCCACAGAUGAAAGGUGCAGCUGCUGUAACACUUGGCUCGUCCCCAAAUGCCCUUUGUGACUGUGAUGCUCCGCCAGAGUCAGUGCCCAGCUACAGCCUGGCUUUGGGCAGGGCUCCAAAUGACCUGAGCCCUGGGAAUCCAGCUGGCUUCUCACCAGGUGAUGCACUCCAGGGCAGCACCAAAUGCAAGCUGGAAAAUGAAGACUUCAGUACUGUAGAUUGUCUUCUGGAAAACAGCUUGGCUACUGCUGGGCAAGAUGUAGUUAAUGAAUUAACUCUUUCUAUGCAAAAAGUGAUGGAAGAACCUAUUAAUCUUUCAAUCAAAAAAUCUCAACAUUGCACUUCUCCUUCUGAACUGCUCGGCAACACUGUUUUCCUGCCUGUGAAUGCCAGAAUGAGACAACUUAGAAGCGAAGAAGAUUCCAAUGACUGGGAAAAGGAACAUUUUGAAAUGGAUAUGAAAAGCAAUCAGAAUGUCAGAGCUGGCCCUAAGGAGCAGAAGAUUCCCUUUGUGCGACUGGAACGUUUGAAAAUAUGUGCGUCGGAAGUGGGGGAGCUGCCGGUGUUUAAGCUCCAGCCACAGGACAAUGAGCAGGAGGGCAAUUUCCUCCUGGUAAUUGAAUGUGGGACCCGGUCUUCAAGUAUGUCUAUAAAGAUAAAUAAAGAUAGUCCACCUGAAGGACUGCAGUCCAAAGAGAAGAACUCAGAGGACAGAAAAUUUGUCACAUCCCAGGCUGCAGGACAGAUACAAUCUCCCCCUGUAGAUACACUGUCUGUUGAUCAGAAGCUCAGCAAUGGCGUCUCCAGCAUGAAAAAAUCUCCAGUUACUCAGGAAGUCAGUCCAAUUGAAAAUGAGGAUUUCUGUGCUGUGUGUCUUAAUGGAGGAGAACUGUUGUGCUGUGAUCACUGCCCCAAGGUCUUCCAUCUCUCCUGCCAUGUUCCAGCCCUGCUCAGCUUUCCAGUGGGAGAGUGGGUGUGCACCCUUUGCCGUAAUCCAGUGAAGCCCGAGGUAGAAUAUGACUGUGAAAACACACGCUACAGCCACAGCUAUAAUGUACAAUAUGGCCUUGAUGACUGUGACCAGAAGAAGUGUGAGAAGCUGGUGCUUUCCCUGUUCUGCAGUAGUAUGAGCCUCCCAUUCCAUGAACCUGUCAGUCCCCUGGCUCGGCAUUACUAUCAGAUCAUCAAAAGGCCAAUGGAUUUGUCAACCAUACGAAAAAAGCUGCAGAAAAAGGACAAAUCCCACUAUGCUGCACCUGAGGAGCUUGUGACUGAUGUGCGUCUCAUGUUUUGGAACUGCGCAAAGUUCAAUUAUCCAGAUUCAGAGGUUGCUGAGGCUGGACGAUGCCUAGAUGAAUUCUUUGAGGACAAACUGAAGGAGAUUUAUCCAGAUAGGCGUUUUCCUUUGAUGCAACAAGACGACUCUGAUUCUGAAGAAGUGGAGAGUCAGAACAGCAAAAUGCCUCCCCAGGAUUUUCAGUGGCCCUCAUAUGGACAGGAGUGCAUUCAGCCCAAAAGGAAACGGCGCCACAGGAAAGUGAAAAAAAAUAAAAGAAUGAUGUUUCAGCCAGCUAACAGCCUUCUUCAGGUACGACCUCCUCAAGGGAUGAGAUUUGCUAUGAGGAAUCCAGCAGCAUAACUGACAGAGUUAAGGUGUGUGGGAGGAAAGCAAAGUGCUCGGGUUGUUUAUUUAAACUCUCCUAUUCUGCUGACCAUAUGCCUUAUUUCUAGUUCUUGUGGAUAGAUAACAGAUCCAGAAUGUUUGAACCUGUCAAUAUUCAAUCUGUUAAAUUACGUACAUGUUUUACAGUGUUUACACUGAAGUACUAAUGUUUUGGUCAUAGUUAAUGAUGAAUAAUAAUAAAAAUAACAUAAAAAUAAUAUCUAAUACUGCAGUACUGUUUUAUAAUCUGCUCAAUGUGACAUCUCUAUUUUAUAGAUCACAGGUAACCAUGUAAUAAUCUUGCAACCUCAGUGUGAAUGUUGGCCAUGCUUCGUAGUAAAUACAUGUAGUCAUUAAGGCUGUACUCCUGUUGUCUUAUUCAAUGAUUUUUCUGGGAGCUUGACUGCUCAAAGCCUACGAUAUACAGUAUAAUGUGAUUAUCUGAUUAACUGUUUCUUUUGAAGCAGAGCAUUUUUAUUAAAUCAUGAAAGAGCAAGUGCUAAUAAGUGCUAAUGCUAGGGCUCUGUGUGAGCUGUUUCUGAGUGCAUACUGGAUUCUCUGUUUGCAAGGCGUGAUUCUUCUGGAAUCUAAUUCAUGCUUGGUAAAGCAGUGUGGGAUUUCCUGGGUCUCGAAGGUAGCAUUUUUAUACAACACAAGCCAGUUGUUUUUCUAUAAAGCAGAUGUUGGAAUUCAGUAAAUUAACUGUGCAGUGAAUUACAUGGUUAUAGAAGUGCCUAUAAAAUGAUGUCAUAUAUUUCUGAUUUUCUCUUUGCUUAUUUCUUGUAGUUGUGAUAACCGGCAGUACUAGAAGAUGAUGAUAAUGUAUAUAUGUAGAAGCUCAAACAGAAUGAAGGAACAUCUAAACUGGGGUUUUUUUUGCUAAAUUUCACAAUAUGUUGGUAGAACAUCACCAGGAGCAAAUUUAGAGUUCACUUGAAGAAAGGUUGCAUGAAAUUGUAAAGUCUUAAGGGUGGGAUAGGUAACAUGACAUCACACCUGAACAGAGAGUGAUAAGGUUGCAAAUUGCUUCCCACCUCUUCCAGAAGCAGGUGAGCCACAUUUUUGCAUGGCCAAUGCUUUCUUCAUGUGUGUGGGGGGUAUCUUCCUCCUUGAAACUCCGCCUAAUCUGGGCUGAGGUCCAACUCUGAGAGAGGAAGUUGUUGCAGAUCUCAAAAGCAAUUAAAGUUCAUUUUAAUUAGGUUCGUAUAAAUAAAGAUGAUAUUUUUAGCAUAGUUUAUAUGGGCUAUUUGGUCUGCUAACCAUGUAUGUUAUUUUAGAUAACACUUUAAAGCAAAGGUUUAUAUAUGAAAUAAUAAGACAUGAAUGUUAUAUUCUACUCUGUGUUACUUGCUGUUUGUUGUUAAUGGUAGUGAGCCAAUGUUUUCUUUUCUUUGAAGAAAUGAAAAUCUGGAUAUUAUAAACUGACUAGAAAACUGUGAGAUGAAGAGACAGCCUUUACGUUUUCUAUAUAUGAAUUCCUAUAUGUUUGCUUUCUGUCUCCUGUUCUCAAAACAGUGUCUUGGCACAGGGAAAUGAGUGCAGGUUUGUCACUGAAUUAAUCACCCUUAUCUGUGCUACAGGUGUCACUUUUUCUCAGUUCUCCACCAAAGAUCUAUCUGUUUUUUACCAUUAAUAGUGCAAAAAUGAUCUGCUAUCUAGCUUUCAUCUAGUGGUAGAAAUGGGAGAGGCUAUUGACAACUUCCUCUCUUCCUGGAAGAGCAGAAUCAGCAAGAGCCUCCUUAUGUUUCUUAAAGGCUGUAAGUUUGUUAACCUUACCAUUAGUUUUGGAGAACAUGUGUUUAUAAUAAAAUUCAUAAGGAUAUAUUAUGUUUUCUUUAAAAAUAGAAGUUUACGAGUUUGUCACCAAAUAUAAGAUAUCCUCUGUGUGUAUGCUGGCAGGACUCUAUGAUCUAAGCACUCUAAGGCUAACUUUGAUUUGGAUUGCUUCACUAAGACGUAGUAAUUUAAACCAACCCUAUAAACUUCAUGUCAUGUUGAUAAGCAGAAAAAAACCUGAACUCAUACAUAUGACUUGCAAAUACAAUUCUGUGAGUCACCAACUUCUCAACAUAGUGCAUGCCAUAAGAACAACCUUAUCCAUCUUGGAUGUUGCCUUAAAAUUGCUGACUUGUGGUGUUCCCACUGUUGGACACCAUACCACCAGUGCCCAUAAAUUCUUGGGGAGUUUACUCUGUCAAAGUCCUGUUGCAAACUGGUAACAGC
Empidonax traillii (willow flycatcher) is the source of this 6189-nucleotide messenger RNA. It is a transcript of the gene TRIM66, whose product is annotated as tripartite motif containing 66. The record is from RefSeq and is a predicted model, not a curated record. Bases 4 to 3942 code for a protein of 1312 amino acids. The transcript is spliced from 21 exons. Lineage: Eukaryota; Metazoa; Chordata; Aves; Passeriformes; Tyrannidae. Gene Ontology annotation, molecular function: protein binding; zinc ion binding.